This is a messenger RNA of Lampris incognitus (smalleye Pacific opah), 3417 nucleotides long. It is a transcript of the gene grin3bb, whose product is annotated as glutamate receptor, ionotropic, N-methyl-D-aspartate 3Bb. Gene Ontology annotation, biological process: modulation of chemical synaptic transmission; ionotropic glutamate receptor signaling pathway; synaptic transmission, glutamatergic. The record is from RefSeq and is a predicted model, not a curated record. Gene Ontology annotation, cellular component: postsynaptic membrane; plasma membrane. Gene Ontology annotation, molecular function: transmitter-gated monoatomic ion channel activity involved in regulation of postsynaptic membrane potential; NMDA glutamate receptor activity. The coding region runs from base 1 to 3417 and encodes 1138 amino acids. NCBI's taxonomy places the organism in Eukaryota, Metazoa, Chordata, Actinopteri, Lampriformes, Lampridae. The transcript is spliced from 9 exons.
AUGCCAUUACUGCUUCACUUUUCCCUCGGAGUUCAGAUCCUCCUGCUCUCAUCCAUCCAGCCCUCGCUCCUCCAUCCUCAGCCCUGCCACAUCCUGGCGCAGGUCGGACACACCGUGCGCCUCGGGGCGCUGCUGCCCACCCAGCGUCCGGCGCGGGUCCGGGCGGCACUCGGCCGCGCCCUGACCGCGAUCACCCAAACCGGAAACAAGUUCCUGCCGUACAACCUGAGCCUGGAAGUCGUUCCCCGGCAGCCGGGCGCCGGGGACCCCGAGUCCCUGUUCCGGUGUGUGUGUCAGGCCCUGGUGGUCCGGGGGGUCUCCGCCGUGCUCGCCUUCCCCCAGACUCAGGAAGAGAUCGUACAAGUGGAAUUUAUGGCUUCUUUUUUGGAAAUUCCUUUUCUGAGCAUCAUUGAAAACGGGGAGCCGCUGAAAAGUCAGAACCGUUUCCACCUGCAGAUGAUGACGGGCAUCCCACAGUCGGGCUUGUCAGAGCUCCUCCUCUCUGUGUUGCAGAGGAGCGGCUGGCAGGAGGGUGCAGCAGUGUUGUGUCGGGACUGGGAGGAGGCCGAUGCGCUGCUGCAGCUGCUGGAGCAUCACAGCAGAUUGUGGCGUCUCCGCGCGCUCCUUAACCUCACUCAGUCAGUGCAGGAUGACACCCAGAUCUAUGACUUCCUGUCCCGACACUUAAGGCCGAGCCAACCCUCGCCUGCCUCUGUGCUGCUGUUUGGUACCGACCCGCAGUGUGCAUCCAUGGUGCUGCGCAGUGCCCAGGACUUGGGCCUCACCCUGCCCACUGUGCACUGGAUCUUGGGCCGGCCGCUGAGCCCAGACGAGCUGCACUCCAUUGGGCUUCCGCUGGGCCUGCUGGCAUACGGCCGGGUGGAGCAGAAACCGCUGGACUUCUACAUCCGCGACGCUCUGCAGCUGGUUGCGCGGGCCGUUGCCAUGGCAACAGUCGUGCGGCCAGACCUGGCGCUGAUCCAGAACAUGGUGAACUGCUUUGACAAACCCAAUAAACACGAGGUGCCGUCUUCAGGACAGUACCUGGCCAGGUUCCUGUCCAACACUUCCUUCUCUGGCCUGACUGGCCCGGUGAGAGUGCACAAGAACCUGUCUCACAUCCUCACCUCACAGCGCUUCCACAUUUGGAGCCUGCGUCGCGAUGCACUUGGCCAGCCCACCUGGGUCACCGUGGCCAGCUGGGAGGGGGGGCAGCUAGAUGUGGAGGACCAAAGUGUGUUUGCGGGGCCAAGCCAGCACCAACGGAUAGAGGGGGUGGGUGGGAGGAAUGGGGGCCGAUGGCAGGUGGGCAUGCCUGUGGCGGGGAGUCGGGUGCGUGUGGUGACCCUGGUAGAGCACCCAUUUGUGUUCACGCGGGACGUGGAUGACGAGGGGAACUGCCCGGCGGGUCAGUUCUGUCUGGAUGCUGGAACAAACAGCUCUGACUCUCUGGAGAAAUAUUUCCUCCAAGUCGCCAUGGGCAACAGCAGCCUCUUGCCUGCGGAAUACGGGAAGUGUUGCUAUGGAUACUGUAUUGACCUGCUGGAGAAGCUGGCUGAGGACCUGAGGUUUGAAUUUGACCUUUACAUUGUUGGCGAUGGAAAAUACGGAGCGUGGAAAGGAGGCCGCUGGACGGGGCUGGUGGGAGAUCUUCUGAACGAAGUAGCAGACAUGGCGGUGACAUCCUUCAGCAUAAACUCAGCACGGAGCAAAGUCAUUGACUUCACCUCCCCCUUCUUCUCCACCAGUCUUGGCAUCUUAGUCCGCAGUAAGGAUACUGCAGCCCCCAUUGGUGCCUUCAUGUGGCCCCUGCACUGGUCCAUGUGGGUCGGCAUCUUUGUGGCUCUGCAUAUCACCGCCCUCUUCCUCACUCUUUAUGAAUGGAAGAGUCCAUUUGGUAUGACCCCUCACGGACGAAACCGGGUCAAAGUGUUUUCGUACUCGUCUGCACUCAACCUGUGCUACGCCAUCCUGUUUGGACGGACGGUUUCGUCUAAGACACCCAAGUGCUGGACGGGUCGGUUUCUGAUGAACCUUUGGGCAAUCUUCUGCCUGCUGGUUCUGUCCAGCUACACAGCCAAUCUGGCAGCUGUCAUGGUGGGAGAAAAGACCUUCGAGGAGGUUUCUGGAAUCCACGACGCCAAGCUCCACCAUCCAUCACAUGGUUUUCGUUUUGGGACAGUGAAGGAGAGCAGCGCUGAGGAUUACAUGAAGAAGAGUUUUCCAGAGAUGCAUGAGUACAUGAGGCGCUUCAAUGAGCCCACCACGCCAGAAGGCGUAGCCGCUCUCAAGUUGGAUCCUCCUCAGCUGGACGCCUUCAUCAUGGACAAAGCUCUGCUGGACUACGAAGUCUCCAUAGACGCUGACUGCAAACUGGCAACAGUAGGAAAACCCUUCGCCAUAGAGGGUUAUGGGAUCGGUCUGCCGCAGAACUCCCCGCUCAGCUCCAACAUCUCCGAGUUCAUCGGCAGGUACAAGUCCGAUGGAUACAUGGACAUGCUGCACGACAAGUGGUACAAGGUGGUUCCAUGUGGGAAGAGGGUCUUCGCCGUCACCGAGACCCUACAGAUGGGGAUUCGUCAUUUUUCGGGUCUCUUUGUGUUGCUGUGUGUCGGUGUGGCCGGAGCGCUGCUGAUGCUGGCCGGAGAACACGCCUUCUACCGGCUGGUGCUGCCACACAUCCGCCGCCGCCGCCGGUUCCAGUACUGGCUUCAUACCAGCCAGAAAAUCCACCGAGCUCUCAAUGCGACUUAUGAGGACGUGAAGAGACAGCGAGCGGAGAGAGAGAAAAGCUGCAACCUGCAGAAGUCUCAGAGCCCCCCUCACCCUCCUCUCCCUGGUACCUCAGCCAAGUGGAACAAUAAGAGCAACAUGGAGGACGGGAAGGACAACAACAAACACGUCCACUUCAACUUGGAGACACUCAACACCCGAUGUCUCCUCACCCACGCCUGUGGCUCCACCUCCCAGGGAGGCAGGGGAGGAGCCACAGCAAGAGAGGGGUUAGUGGGGUUGAGGGCGGGGCCAGACACUUGUUUAUGUGAGAACGGCGGACCCUCUGCUCCCACCUCGACCACCACACCUCCGCCUGCCUGCCCCUCACCCUCUUCUCUCGCAGUUCCUCCCACUGCAGGAGAACUGCAGGAGCUUCAGGAGAAGAUCGAGGAGAUCAGAGACCAGCUGAGGACAGCUCUGGCCAGAAGGGCUGAGAUCCAGACUACUCUGGCCAAAGAAAAGGCAACUCCUUUUGCUGCAGUAGCAGCAAAUCUGUCCCGUCCGAUUCCCACGGUGGCAGGAAACCCCCCCACUCCCUUCCCCCCAAACACUCGCUGUGCAACCACCAUGACGGACCCGCCAGUCAAAGGCUUGUCCAAAGUCCGCCUCCUCCCCAGCAGACACGCCAAUGAGAGGAGGUGA